AUGGAACCAUCAAUGAGUGAAGCCUGCAUUAACACUACUAUUUCAUUUGAAGUCUCUUGUGGCACACAUCGCGAUCCCCGAGUCUUUUACUACCGUAAUGAAAACCUCUUUGAAUAUGAGGAUGCCGAUUGA
Messenger RNA from Strongylus vulgaris, 132 nucleotides. Lineage: Eukaryota; Metazoa; Nematoda; Chromadorea; Rhabditida; Strongylidae. The record is from the annotation of a GenBank genome assembly.